CGCCUAUUUUUAUUAAUAACAGGUCUACAUAUACGGAAGUAUCCUGAUAUUUUUACCACGCCCAAAAGUGAAAAUGAUUCAGUUUAUGCUCCUGUUCAGUCGUCAAGGAAAACUCCGUCUCCAGAAAUGGUACAGUGCCUACCAGCAGAAAGAUAAAAAGAAGAUUUCUCGAGAACUGAUUUCCACCAUAUUGGGCCGCAGAUCGAAAAUGUGUAACAUUCUUGAGUAUCGUGAAUACAAGAUAGUCUACAAAAGGUAUGCUAGCCUGUAUUUCUGUGUUGCUGUUGAUCCUGAUGACAAUGAGCUGAUAACUCUUGAAGUUAUACACAGAUACGUCGAACUCUUAGACAAAUACUUUGGCAGUGUAUGUGAAUUGGAUAUUAUUUUUAACUUUGAGAAAGCGUAUUAUAUUCUCGAUGAGCUGUUGGUUGGAGGGACCAUUCAAGAAACUAGCAAAAAGAACAUCAUAAGAGCAGUGACAGCUCAGGACAUGCUUCAAGAAAAAGAGGGUCACAAGAACUUGCUUAUUGAGGCCGACCUUAUAUAGAAUGAAAAAUCCUUCCAAGUGUAUGACUGUGUGUGCAUAAUGAAUUUAAUAAUGUGAUUCAUGAGUUCUGUGUGUGUGUGUUUGUGUGGAAUUUUUUACUUCACUAAUCAUUUCUCCAGGUAUAACUUUUGUUUUAUGUAUGAAAGAAAUAAUA
Molecule: messenger RNA, 701 nt
Organism: Amphimedon queenslandica
Lineage: Eukaryota; Metazoa; Porifera; Demospongiae; Haplosclerida; Niphatidae
Product: AP-1 complex subunit sigma-2-like
Exons: 6
Coding region: 74-547 (157 amino acids)
Biological process (GO): vesicle-mediated transport; intracellular protein transport
Cellular component (GO): membrane coat; AP-1 adaptor complex
Molecular function (GO): clathrin-cargo adaptor activity
Source: RefSeq, a predicted model, not a curated record